CAUUUAGCCAUUGAAACAUGUUUACUUGUUGAGAUGUGACUGCAACAACUUGAAGGCAAUGUCCAUUUGGCACAAUGGAAUUCAACGCAACAUGACUAUUCAUCUUGGAACACCGUUUCACCACAGUUUUUUUAACUACCCAGUUUCACUGUAGACCAUUCUACAUGACUGGACUUUCCAGGGUCGAUAUGGCUGCUUCACAGAUAUACAUUUGGACAUUUACUAUUUUCAUUUUUCCAAUUCUAACUUGGGGAUUGCUGUCUGACUUCAAAAUUUGUGGCGACUCUGAAUGUGAAAGCUUGCUGAGUCGGGUCAGGGCCACAAGAGAUCACAGAGGAAAGGAUUGUAGAUUCUUGAACUUCAAAAAAGGGGAUGUGAUAUUUGUUUACCACAAACUCUCUGGCAAAAGAGAUGAUCUAUGGGCAGGAAGUAUUGACAGACGAUUUGGUUAUUUCCCAAAAGACGCUGUGAAAGUUGAUGAAAUUUAUGCAAACACAGAGAAAGAAGUGGCCACACAGAAACAAGACUUCUUCUGCAUAGAUGAGUAUGGCUUAUUAAUUGAUAAUGACUCCAGUGAGUGGGACAAUGAAGAAAAUCUAGUUUCAGAAUUUCAGGAAAUCGCAGCCAAUGAUGCUCAGGAUUCUAAAACUUCCAAAGAUGCCUUUCUAUCCCAAAGUUUUGCACAGAGCAGUGAUGAAACAGGAAACAAAGAUGCCAAUCAGGCUGUAAUGGAAUACUUCUCUGAUGAUACCAAACCUGCACCUAGCGAACAAGGUGGGUCUCAGUGGAUUGGCUCUACAGUAACUGGAUGGCUUAGUUUAGGUGGUGAAAGACCUGAUGAUAAUCCCAAAGAAGACAACCCAGAACAAGAGUCUUUCAGGAGCAGGAAACUUGCUUUGGACAUUGAUGCGAACCAAUUGAAGGAAGAGACUAAAAAUACUGAAAACUCUGGCUGGUUUGGAGAUGGACUGACUAGCGCCUUUGGUUUUGGUCAUAAAGCUCCAGAGGAGGAGAAGCCCAUUGAAAAAGAAGUGGAAGAGCAACCCCCACCCUCUAAAUCCUGGCUGAAUAUUGGCAUUAGAGAUGUCUUACAUUUUGGUCAAUCUAAUCAGGAUAAAGUUGAAGAGAGAAUAGAAGCAGCAGGCAGAGAUGAAUCGACAGGCACAAUAGACCCACAGGACGUUGGCACAAGUCAGUCUCAUCAUGAUGCCACAGUGGAGCAAAUAAAAGAAACAGAGUACCAGAGAGAUGAUAACACUGGUAAGAAGGCAGAGAGAACAGAGACACACCCCUCAAAACCUGUUAAGGAUUAUAACCAAGAGGACCGUCAUAGUCAGGAAGAAGAUGGUGAGUUAAGAAAAGAGAAAGAUGCAGGGUGGUAUGGUAGCAUAUAUAACAAUAUUGUAGGCCUUUAUGGAGAACAGAGUGAUGUUGAGGAGGAGGAGGAUAUACUUAUAGCUGAGGAUGAAGAGGAUAAAGAUAUCAACCUUCAGUCAGAAACAGAAACAGAGUCACAGUCUGUGUUCUCAUCCAUGUUUGACACUCUGGUAUCACCGUUUCAGGCCGAUACAACUAACAAUUAUAAAAAUGCCCAAAGUGAUGAGGUAACAGAUAUAAAACCGGCAGAAGCAGAUGGAGAUACAGAGAUCUCCCUUACUUGUCAGAUGGCUAUCCCAUAUGAUUCUACUGAGGCUUCUGUAGGUAGGAAGGAUGAUAAUGAUGGUAAUGACAGCAAUGAGGCUCUACAUCCCCCUCCAUUAGAAAUAGAUAAGGUUCAGAGUGCCAAUAAAAUACUUGAAACUAGCAAGUAUAUGUCUUUGUCCCACGACCCUCAAUUACAAGACACAACCGGAAUAGUGAAUCUUGAAGUUGAUCCUGAAAAAGCUAUAGCUGAGAUGAAAGUUGUUGAUCAAAAGGAAUUUCCCCCCUCUGAUCAUUCCAAGGAGUGGCACGUUGAGACCGAUCCCAUAGAUAACAUAGGGUUUAUAAACAUUAUCCUUGACCCAGUGUUAGACUCAACUAUACUAAAUGCUGACACUACAAGUAACAAUCUUCUAUCUGAUAAAGGUAAUGAUGAUGGGGAAGGUUAUAUUGUGGACAAAGCAUCUGAGAUAGAGAAAGCAGAGGGGAUAGAACCAAAGAAAAUAGUUGAAGUUGAGAGAGAGCAUGGGGAUGAAGCUACUUUCUCUACACAUGUCUUUGAAUAUACACAGAGCAGUUCCGGACCCAAUGCUAAAAUUGAAAUGUAUCGUGACACCUCAGAUCUAGUUCCCCCUGAGACAGUAACAGGAAAUGAACAAAGACAGACAGAAAUCCUUGAUAAGGCAGACACAGAAAACAUGUCAGUGGAAGAUUUCAUUCAUGUCCACAGGGUGUCCCAUGAAUCUCAAAAAGACAGUGACGAGAAAAACGUCCUGAAUGAUAGAUCUGGGAUGACGGAUGACCAGACGACAGCACAUGAGGACAGUAAUCUGCCGCUAAAUGACAGAAAUCACACAGAUGACAGUAAUGAAAUGCUGGAGGCAUUCAAACAGCUACUUGGAAAUAGCAAGUAUAUGUCUUUGUCCCACGACCCUCAAUUACAGGACACAACCGGAAUAGUGAAUCUUGAAGAUGAUGCUGAAAAAUCUAGAGCUGAGAUCAAUGAAAAUGAUGAGCACAAUUCUGCAGGUAGAUUAGACCUAGAUGAUGUCACUACUAAUGAACCUGUCAGUUCCCAAGGAGAUGUAGAGCCAAAGCAAUUAGUGUCGGACCCCAAACCAGACAAUGAAGAGGACUUGAAAAUAUCAACUGUGCUCCCCGAAGCGCUUUUGCAUGAUAGUGAUGAGAAUGCCCUUAAUCACCAUCAAGAGAGUCCUGCUGCUGACCUUGCUGAAAAUAGCCUGGAUGAUGUUGAGACUGAUCAUUCAGUUGGUCAGGACGCUUUAGAAGGAUCAGGGAUUCCAAAUCUCUUUGAUUCGAUUCCUAUUCAGACAAAAGCAGGAACACUGACAGAGGAGCUACCUGAUGUAUCAGAGGAUACGUCUGUAAUGCAUGCUGAGGUGGAGGACAUUGACAUUGACACUACAGGUAUUGAAGUGGUAUCCUCCAAUCAGAAAGGAGACGACAGUAUUCUAGUGCCUCAGAGACCAGCAGAAGAGGACAGUGGGGACAGAGUAGGGAUGCUAUAUGGUCAGACAAGCAUGCCAGGUACAGAGGAUGCUUCAGUGCUGGAGGAGGUCACACAGACACCUGACCCCCAUCUGCAUGAUGCUCAGGACCCUCGCAUAGCUGAACUUAUCCUGAACCUAUCUUUAGUUGAACCUGUCAUAGUUGAUCCAGUCAUUGAACAUGUAUCAGGAGAGGAAGGACAUAAUUUGAUUACCUCAAGUGGGGAUGGGAAAAGUAAGGACAAGAAUGAGAAUACAUUAGAGGUACCAAAUAAGAAUGCUCAUGUUGGAGACAUAGAUUCAGUUUUGCUGAAAGACUGGUUAUCUUCUAACUAUGAGGAAAGUAAUUCCAAUGUAAUGGAAGUUGUUGAUCAAGAGGAAUUUUCCUCCUCUGAUCAUUUCAAGGAGUGGCACGUUGAGGCCGAUCCUGUAGAUAACAUAGGGUUGAUAAACAUUACCCUUGACCCAGUGUUAGACUCAACUAUACUAAAUGCUGACACUACAAGUAACAAUCUUCUAUCUGAUAAAGGUAAUGAUUAUGGGGAACGUUAUAUUGUGGACAAAGCAUCUGAGAUAGAGGAAGCAGAUUCACCUAAUGAAGUUACUGAGAUAGAGGGGCUAGAACCAGGGAAAAUAGUUGAAGUUGAGAGAGACCAUGGGGAUCAAGCAACUCUCCCUACACAUAUCUUUGAAAAUACACAGAGCAGUUCCGGACCUGAUGCUAAAAUUGAAAUGUAUCCUGACAGCUCAGAGCUAGUUCCCCCUGAGACAGAAAUAGGAAAUGAACAACGACAGACAGAAAUCCUUGAGGAGGCAGACACAGAAAACAUGUCAGUAGAAGAUUUCAUUCAUGUCCACAGGGAGUCCCAUGAAUCUCAAAAAGACAGUGAUGAGAAAAACGUCCCGAAUGAUAGAUCUGGGAUGACGCGUGACCAGACGACAGCAAUCGAGGACAAUAAUCUGCCGCUAGAUAACAGGAAUCACAUCUCAUCAGUCAGUAGCCAGGAAGUACAUUCAAAAGGGACCAAAGGAUUGUAUAAUGAGAUCACUCUAGAAAACGAGAGAGCACAGGAAUUAGGCCUACACGAUAGGGAAACCAAUGAUGGACGAAAUAGCUUUGAUCAGUCACAUGCAGUUAGUCAGCUUUCCCCCACUGAUGAAGCUUAUGAUGUCAUUACUCAGUCAGAGAGAACAAUAGACCAUGAUAUAUUGUGUUCAGGUGAGAAUUUCCUCUCAGACAGUUGGUCUAAUUAUCAAGAAGCAACAGAUGUAAAGAGCACAAUUAGUGAUGAAGAUAGGCAGCAGGAUUUUGAAAACGUGGACGUGAUUGAGAAGGAUGAUUUUGAGAAAAUCAGUUAUCGGGAUAUUGAAUCUAUUCCCAAUGUUGAAAGAGAGGGUGAGACUUCCACUUCUCACAGUGAACCCCCUGAAAAGCAAGACAUGCCAUCUGACCAGUAUUCAGUAGGGCCCCCUCAAGAGGAAAUCACAGACACAUCAGUCAACAAGGGUACUAGGAGUUUCUUUGAAAAUGCUAUGGACUUUGUGAUCCCAAGCACUGACUCCAAAGACUUAGAAGACCCAGAACCAAAGGGGCAAGAAGAGGAGGAACAAGAACCUCCACCUGUUCUUCCUUACCUGGACCUCCAUGAACCAGAACCACAGUCUCAGUCAACCUCAGUAGAAGACUCGCUGAAAGCUACAGCAUUUUUGAAAGAAUACAAGAAUAUCCAAAAGCAAAUCAGCGCAGAUGAAAUAACUACUUUGUUGGACAUGUUUGGGAAGAACAAACUCCUGUGGCUUGACUACAGCCUAGGAAGCUCAGAGACAUUGACUGAUGGCCAAGAUGGUAAUAAUGACCGAGCUAUUAUAUCAGACUUUGAAAGGCUCCUGCAGUAUCACAUUGAUGAGACAAAAACUCCAUCUGGUGGAGUACUGGAGGAUGAAGACCAAUCCAGAAAAUGUGUGUCAUUACGAAAACUAGAAAUACUCUUGUCAAACAUAAAAAACAGAUUCACCCAAGUGAAAGCACCUGUCAGUAUAAAAGACAAUCAAGCAGAAACAGACAAGACAAACUGCAUCAACGAUGAUUGUUUCACUCGCAAUGAAAAUGAAGACCUAACCAACCUGAAAGGAGAACAUUUCUCUGGGGAGGGAGACAUCCAAACCCCAACACUAACAGACAAAUAUAAACCUGAGCCUGCAGUGAUGGAAUAUCUUUUUUCUUCUGCACGUCAAGUCACUGGUGAUGCUGUUGCUCAUAUACUGACAGUUAAGGCUCUUCUAAAAUGGCUCACUGUACAGGUCCUGUCAUCCCUUCCUGAUGACAUAAGGCCAGGUCCUGACCUGUAUGGACUGCCAUGGGAAGCUGUCAUCGUCACUGCCUUACUAGGGUUGGGCACCCUCCUAUUGUUCAGCUGCAGGUUCUACCAAUGUAUAGAGAGCAGACUGUAUUCAAGCAAAGAGAGGCGGAUGGGCCUGAAGGUGGCUGAACUAUUAGAUGAAAAGUGCAAAGUCCUUGAGACUUUGAGUGAGGUUCAACAAAAUUAUGAAGAACUGGAAACUGCCCUGCGGAAUAGUGGCGUUUUGGCUCAUGUCGCAGAGAGAGAGAAUCUGGAGGUGAUGUCCCAGAGGCUGAAACAGUCAAAUACACAGCUUGGGAAUGAUAUAGAAAAGUUAAAGGAGGACCUGAAUAUCCAAAGAGCGAGGAGGUUGCAGCAGGAGGAGACAAUUGCAGAUAUGCAGGAAACCUUGAAAACCUUAGAAGAAGAAACCAGAGACCUCAAGUCCCAGACAGAACAGGCACAGACAACCCUGAAAAUAUUUGAUAUGAACAGUGAAAGGAAUCAGAAUAAUCUGGAGGCAGCAAAAGAAGAGAAGGUGUUGCUCCAGGAGAAAAAUGGCCAGCUGGUCCAGGAGGCAGAGGGCUGGGGGGAGCGGAUGAGUGAGCUGGAGGAGGAGAUGAGGAUGUGUGAGAGCUCCUACACUGGAAUGCUGCAGGAUGCUACCAACAAAGAUGAGCGCAUCAAGUCCUUGACAGACUGCCUGUUGAAGAUGAAGGACUGGGACUCAGUGCUGGAGGACGGCGCCAACAGAGAGGAGAGGAGUGGGACACAAGGGACAGAGAAUGGAGAAGGACAAGAUAACCAUCAACGACAAAGAAUACAGAAACUCAUUCAUGCAGCCAAGAUGAAUGCAGACUUGAAGUCGGUGGAUGAAGACAAGGACAGGGUGUUUGCUAAGCUAGCAGAUGAAGUCAAGGCCAAGGAGGAUCUCCAAGAGGGGAUUAAGAACCUGGAGAAUGAGAAGGCCUCUUUGCAGACAGACAGUGAGAAGUACACGAGCCAGGUGCAGAAACUCCAGCAGAAACUGCAGAUCAUGACAGAGAUGUACCAGGAGAAUGAGCUCAAACUACACAGGAUGUUGACUGUGGAGGAGAGGGAGCGUCUGCAGAAGGACGAGAAGCUGACCAAGGCUGACAAGAGCAUCACCCUGGCCGUGGAGGAGCUCAACAGCUACAGGCAAAGGGCACAAGACCUGGAGGAUGAGCUGGAGAAGACUAACCAGGCCUACAAAACCCAGAUAACUUCUCAGGAAAAGAAGGCACACAUUAACUGGCUAGCAGCACGAGGUGCUGACCGCGACCUGGCUGAAGUUAAAAGAGAGAAUGCACACCUCAGGCAGAAAUUGACUGAUACUCAGUUCAAGCUGGAGGUCGUGGAGAAAGACCCCUAUACUCUGGACAACAUGGACAGACCUCUGUUCAGAGGUGAAAGGUCACCGUAUGGCCCCUCCCCCCUACAUCGCCCAGCCUCUGAGAACAGAGCCUUCCUGUCUCCGCCUACCCUGAUGGAUGGCCCGCCCCGCCUCUCUCCAAACUUCCCCCCCAUGGGACCAGGAGGCAGAGUAUCCCGAGGCCUGUUAGAUCCCCCUGGUGGGGUGGACUCUGAUCGUAGUGGUGGUCCUCACUCUGACAGCGGCUCGAUAUCUCCCACCUGGGAGAGGGAUCGCAGGGGCCCACCUAUACACCCUCCAGGGUAUAUGUAUCUAGACCCAGGCCUUCCCUACAGGAGACCUCUGCCCGGAGCCCUUCCUAUGGGCCCCCUACCACCCAGGGGCCCCGGUCCUGCUGAGUCCCACAGCUUUGGCCACCAACCUGACUCAUCAUUUAUGGGAAACAGUAUGGGUCCUGGUGAAAAUGAAAGAGACUCCCAUCUGUCAGCACCUGGAGAUCUGAGAGACAUGAGGAUGGGACCUCCUCUCUUAGUACCCCCUGGUAUGGGUCCUCUCCCACCCAUGGAGCACAGGGACCCUUACUUUGCACGCAAAGGCCCUUACGGACCUCCAGACUUUUUCUCACCACGAGGUCCAGCCCCCAUGGGCAUGCGAGGACCACCUCCCCCGGGAAUGUUUGGGCGAGUCCCCCCUCCACCGCCGCAGCACAGUUUUCUCCCUGGACCCCCUCCAAGGCCCUCCCCACCUGGCAGCGAAGUGUCUUCUGACCAGUCCCCCUCUCCACAUGAUGUUAUCUGAGCCAGCUCUCUGUGUGGGAGAAACUCUCUCUCGGCCCGCUUCCUGUGUGAAACUUCACUUCAUGUUGUUGUGAUAGUAGUGAGCAACUGAGCGUGUGUUCAGGGACUGUUUCCUGAAGUGUAACUUCAACAUUCAUGUGACUCUUUCUCCCUUUUUUAGAGUCUGGGAGUGGAAUUGUUUCCCCCGCAGUCUGUUGCACACACAAACAUAGAUCACUGUGUCUUAGGACUUAAUGAGAGAACAAUACAGUACCACUAGGAGUUUUACACAACUGGAAGUACUGAGCGAACAUUUAUGUAACAGUUUUUUUGUAGAUUCACAUAGCUGUAUGAGUCAUAAUACCCAUAAAACCUAGCAGUCAAACAGG
This is a messenger RNA of Salvelinus namaycush (lake trout), 8046 nucleotides long. RefSeq names its product CTAGE family, member 5 (gene mia2). NCBI's taxonomy places the organism in Eukaryota, Metazoa, Chordata, Actinopteri, Salmoniformes, Salmonidae. The transcript has 28 exons. The record is from RefSeq and is a predicted model, not a curated record. Gene Ontology annotation, molecular function: protein binding; NAD+ poly-ADP-ribosyltransferase activity. Bases 165 to 7679 code for a protein of 2504 amino acids. Gene Ontology annotation, cellular component: endoplasmic reticulum exit site; endoplasmic reticulum membrane. Gene Ontology annotation, biological process: endoplasmic reticulum to Golgi vesicle-mediated transport; vesicle cargo loading; protein secretion.